UUAGAGUUAAGCAUUUCCAUUCCGAGCCUACCACCUGAUGGCAAGGCGGGUAUAUAGGCUCUGCCGCUGACAUCAUCCCCGGCACAGUAACAGACGUAGGACCGCAGAGAGGGAGAGAGAGAGUGGGGGAGAGAGAGGGGAGAGGGAAAUAGAGGGAGAGAGAAAGAGAGAUAGAACGGGAGAGGAAAUCGGAACGUACACACACGUCCAUCCACACGCACAGAGUCGCGCAGAGGAGGAGGAGGGGGGAAGAGCGCUCUCCGUGGUGCUGAACGCAGCCCGUGUCGCUGUCCGUGGUGCUGAACGCAGCCCGUGUCGCUGUCCGUGGUGCUGAACGCAGCCCGUGUCUCUGUCCGCUCUGCACGCCCCGGGUGGCUGUGCCUACUAUCACGCAACCUUGCCUCGUCAGCACAGCAGCAGCAGCACGGGGUAACAUACACGUAACGCGACAGCAGACAGACAGCAACAGAUCGGCAGAGAGCAACGGCGGAGAGACAGCACAGGCGGCAAGAGGCACAGCACGGGGCGCCGAGUCACAAUGCCGCGCUCUUUCCUCGUGAAAAAGGUGAAAACGGACGAUUUCCUGUCGUCUUUCUCCAGUGCCAUAGUGUCCGACAGCAGCCUCGAUGCGCCCUACAUCCACUCCCGCUCCUUCUCCGACACAGGGACCAGCAUCAGCGUCCGCGUUACGCACAAUGGCUACAUCAGCGACUUCAUCGCGCCCAGCAUGUACGGGGGAGAGGCGCUGGACGGGGUCAAGAUCGCGUCCCCCGAGUCGGCCUACUCGACCGCCAACAGCGACGACUUCAGCAGCGGCGAAGCGGAGCAGCCGGACAGUCCUCGCUCGGACGCAGCGGUGUCUCUCAUCGACGCCGACACCGCGGCGAGUGACGGCUACGCGAUGGACGCCUUCUUCAUCACGGACGGCCGCUCUAGACGCAGCAAGUGCAACGUCGCUGCCUGCGACGGCAGAGCAGGAGGAGGAGGAGGAGACGGCGGCGGCGGCGGUGGUGGUGGUGGCGACGGAAGAGGGGGAGACGGCGUGAGAGGAGUCGGAGGAGUCGUCGGAGGAGGAGCCGGAGUCGGCGGUGCGAGGAGUAGCGGCCCAUCGGCGGGAGCCAACAAGGAGUCGGGCGGCGGCGGCACGCAGCUGAGACACACGUGCGGCGAGUGCGGCAAGACGUACGCCACCUCGUCCAACCUGAGCCGGCACAAGCAGACACACCGCAGCCUCGAGAGCAAGAUGGCCAAGAAGUGCCCCACGUGCAACAAGGUGUACGUGUCGAUGCCCGCGCUCGCCAUGCACGUGCUCACGCACGACCUCAAGCACAAGUGCGACGUCUGUAGCAAGGCGUUCAGCAGGCCCUGGCUGCUGCAGGGCCACAUGCGCUCGCACACGGGCGAGAAGCCCUUCGGCUGCGCCCACUGCGGGAAGGCGUUCGCGGACCGCUCCAACCUGCGCGCGCACAUGCAGACCCACUCGGCGUUCAAGCACUUCCAGUGCAAGCGCUGCAGCAAGACGUUCGCGCUCAAGUCCUACCUGAAUAAGCACUACGAGUCGGCGUGCUUCAAAGCCGGGGGGAACAGCGAGGAUGACAGCUGAGAGAGAGAGAGAGAGACGACGCCGCACCGCUACACCAGCGGUAGCCGCAGCCGCAGCAGCCACCAUCGUCACCGCCGCCGCCGUUGCUACUGCUGCUGCUGUGAAAGAUGAUGAAGCUAUGAUGGAGAUGGGAGUGAAUAACAAGCAAGGAGCGACACCCGCUGGGAAGUUCUGUUGACAACAGCAGCAGCAAGAUGAUGGUGAUGAUGGUGGCGGUGGCGACAGAAGGAAAACAGAUAUGCAGUUUAUAUUUCAAUCAUUAUCUUCCAAAAGAGCGUUCUUCCUUUUUGUUUUGAGUAAUCGAAUCAAAUGACACAGGUCUUCCAAUGGAACCAAAACAUUUUGGUUGUGUGCGUGCGUGAGUGAGAUAGAGAGACGGAGAGUUCGUCGUUUUAAUUUCGCAUUCCUGAUUUUUUUUAAAUCAACUUGCAAAAAGUCCAAGUAUUAUGAAUUUACGAAGUCAAACAGCUCCACCCGUCGGGCUGCCCGUGUUGGGUUACGAGCAAGGUUCCGCCACUGCCCGUUUUGUUUUCAAAGGUGGACUGGUAGACUUCUCUGGUUCGCGGAUAUUUUAUACUCGGGUUCAACUCGUAAACCCCCGGUCUUGACUCAAGGCCACGUGUUUUUAUGAAACGGAACUCUCCCCCACCACCCCUCCCACACCCACCCCCCUCCCCGCAAUACUUCUGCGCGUGUAGUUGUGUGAAAGAGUCUGACUGGGCAACGCUCCCCAGCGGUCAGUCAGUCUCAUCCAGGGAAUGCUCAGCAUCGCGUAACCUAUACGUCCAUCACUGCUCGUACCGCUGUAUAUUGUACGUGUGUUGACAACGGGAAUAUCCGUGUCGUGUGUCUAUCCCUGCGUCACAAACAACCUCACCACAACCCCCAACCUCUCCAUGUCAGCCUCUCUGUCCCUAUUGUCUGCCUGUCUGUCUCUCUACCAUGCUUUUGUCAGUCUCUCUGUCAUUGUCUGUCUGGAUCUGACACCGUCUCACCUCUGUCUGUAUUUCAACAUACAUGACUGUAUGUUAAUGUCUCUCUCUCUGUGUUCCUCUAACCCACAGAAUCAUUUCACCCUCAUCCCCAAGCCUCACAAAAUGUUUCUCUUUUAAGGGGGCAAUUUGAGCACCCCCUCUCCCCUCCUCCCUGUACUCCACUCCCCCGAUCGCCCCGUCCCCCACCCUCUUUUUAUAAAUGGCAAGCCGUGUUAAUGAGCAAUACAGAUAAUAUGUAAAUGAGUGCGUGCUAAGCGUCUGUUCGUUUUUUUUACAAUAGACGCUACGAAUAGGGUAACUCUCCAUCGACUGCACUUUAUGUUACAUUUUGCACCGGCGUUUAUUUCCUUAUCGAAUGCUAUUUAUUUAUUUCGUGUAUUUAUUUAUUUUACAUUUAUAAGAACAAAACAUCGAUUACGUUUCGUAAAGCCAAAACGUCUUUCAGUUGCGCGUGGAAUGCCUCUAAUAUAAUAUCCGUAUUGUUUGUUUGUUUGUUUUAAUAUACAAACGCGUGAAUAUGACUCUAUGUUUGAUUUAGGUGAUUAAGCAUCUUUCGUGGAGUUCUUUAGCAACCACGAUUUUUCUUUUUUUUUGCAAAGCGUAUUCAUAAUCCACGUGACGUUGAUUUCGAACAUUGAGUCUUCCACGGCUGUUGGCUGGCUGGCAAAACAAAUAAAAAGUAGCAAGCCUGAUCCUUUUCUUCCAAUCCUAUAAUUUGAACUCCCCUCGAGAGGGAAGAGUUCCGAUUAUUUGGGUGACCAAAAAAACCACCAUUCUUCCAAAUGCAUCGGCAGGUAUUCAUCCCCCAUAUUUUAACCGUUUCCUACAGAUUAAUUCAUUGAUUGAUUGGUCACCACAUUCUCUAUAAUCGAGUGCAGCCGCGUACAGUGAAAAAUAAUUAACUACAAAUGAAAGAGAGAAACAAAAUCAAGAGAAACAUUUGUACAUACUUAAGGGCAAUAAUUGUGAUGUUUACUUUCUUAAAAAACCUUACGGGGGAGAAAAAAAAAAACUAAAAUUAAGCAAAAAAAGAUGAAAUGACAAAAAAAUUAUAAUCAGAUAAUUGAAAAAAAUGAAACCUACACGCUUUUUACAGUCACCAGCUCUGAAUGCAGUAUUUAUUACAAGUUGUAUAACCGCCACAUUUAAAGUUUACAGCAAUUGCUAUGUUAUUAUUGUUGUUGUUGUUAUGAAUUAUUGUUACGAUCAUUAUUAUCGCUGGCUGUACUUCAAUUAAUAAGCAUUCGGUCCCCGCAAAUAAAGGGGAGGCGUUUACUUUGUAUGCCGAUAUAGAAGUGGUAGCUCCAGUGUGAAGGGUUCAAAUAUAAGCAGCAUGCGGAAGGCGUCUCGACCCAAUGUGAUGAUGAUGAUGAAACGAGUGGCCUGGUCCUUAUUAACACCGAAGAACAGCUGACGUGUAGACCAGGUAUAUUCAGUAUGGAAUUUAAAAAAAAGAAAUGCACUUGUAAUUCAUCCGAAUGCCUGUGGUUAAGUCACAGUUCCCCCGUUUAAUAUAACGCGUACACGUGACGAGCUGUCCGUCUCCUAGCAUGCUCUAUCGUAUGAUAAUGUGUAAAUACCCUUCCACAAAUGCAUAUCAGAAGAAAAAAAAGAGUAUGCCGCUAAUAUACCUGUUGUUAAUGUUCAACCCGUUUGGGAAUGAUAUCGUUUGGGGUUUGUUUGCGUUCGUUUGUUUUUGUGUUGGGCAUGCCAUUCUACAAGUAUCUUUGUUGCGCUGUAUAUCUGUGAACUAGCGUCUGUUGCGCCUAUAUUUGUCGAUACUAACACAGGGUUUAUAUAGACCCCCCCCUCGCCCUCCCGAUCUCCCGCACCCCUACCCCCCCUACCACAAAAAAAUGUUUUCGCUUCCGAGGCAGAGAUGGUUGUCAACAUCACCAUCACCACUAACCCACGUGUCUACGCGUCGCUCGAGGCAGUGCAGCCAACAUGAGUUCGCUCUCUGUCUGUCUGUCUCAGAACCAAACUCACCUCCUAAGCGAUGGUCCCAGCCCAUGCCUCCGUUCAUUCAUUGCCACACGAUGGACAACCUCCACAGCUCAACAGCUGCACCACGACUGCCUGACGACUUAAUUAACUCACUAAUACUAUAAUGACAAUACUUUUAAGCGGGUUUUUUCUUGUUUUUUCAACAAUCAGCUUGUUAUUUAUUUAGUAUUUUUUUUAUUAUUAUGAAGAGUUCGAGCUGGUAUUCGGUAUAGCCAUCUGGUUAUUUUGACGCAUUUAGAUCGUUGCCAUGAAUCGGACGCCCCUUGUUCCGCUUGGGGCCCUGAGUCAUCUUGCUUCGUGUGAUGUCGCCAAGCGCCACCAACUGAGUGCCCUCACUCCCUACGCCACAUCCCAUGUGCAGGUGGCUCCCUCCAUCACCACUCGCUUGCGUUGGUAAUACUUACAGACAAAGAUUCCCCGUAGAAGCCUUAACAGACUGUUGGGGAAAGUUUGCUGUUAGCGAGUAUCAGCAACUAUGAAGGUCGCCACGGCUCACGAGGGGGGUGGGUUGCCAGCACAACGCUCGGCCGCCUUUGUCUUCCUCGUGGCGACGCUUGCAUAUCGCACCCAGGUACUCGUUUGAGACUGAGUGGAACCUACGGGCGGCUCAGGAACCGGUUCAGAUAAUCGUCGCUGGCGUUGACCGUGAGCGAGACUCGAACUCGGGUCUCCGGAUUCGUAGCGCAGCGCGCUAACCACUGCGCCACCACCCGCUUAGAGAGCCCCCCACACACGCACGAGCUGAUCUCCACACCGACGUAGAUGAUAUCACAUAGCCAUCGUUCAUUUGAAGGUUUUAACAUACAUAACACUCUGUAACACCAUUUUUGUCUCUGGGUAGUUAGUGUUAUUUUUCAACUGCUCAUGCCUAAAAAGUAUAGAAAAUUGAUAUUAUUCCCCGCGAACUUUGCUUUUGUGACCAGGACUUUAUAUGAAUGAAUGACACAAAUGCACACCACGUUUUUUCAUUGAAAACAGGUAAACUUCAAAAUAUUACUGCCCUGGUCACAAAAGCAAAAUUCGUGGGGAAUAAUAAUAGCCAUUGUCUGUACUUUUGACGCAUAAGCAAUUAGGAAAUAACAUUUUGUACCAAGGAACAAGUUGUUGUUUUGUUACACAGUGCUAUACCGUCCUUUCCAGCUGCCGGCUAAACGUGACGUGCGUCAUCAUGCCUUAGUUGAGUCGCUUAUUCGUUCGCUUGAUUAAAAAUAUAACGCGACACACCGAUAACGGAGUAAUUGUGACUUAAAGGUUUUUUUUCUUGUUUCCCGCUAUGGAAUCUGCUGAGCCCGUGUUGAUUAUCCGAAGGCAAAGAUAAUCCCUCCCUCCCCUCCACCCCU
Messenger RNA from Lethenteron reissneri (Far Eastern brook lamprey), 5945 nucleotides. It is a transcript of the gene SCRT1, whose product is annotated as scratch family transcriptional repressor 1. NCBI's taxonomy places the organism in Eukaryota, Metazoa, Chordata, Hyperoartia, Petromyzontiformes, Petromyzontidae. Gene Ontology annotation, biological process: regulation of DNA-templated transcription. The record is from RefSeq and is a predicted model, not a curated record. Gene Ontology annotation, molecular function: RNA polymerase II cis-regulatory region sequence-specific DNA binding; DNA-binding transcription factor activity, RNA polymerase II-specific.